AUGGCGAAGGCGUCCACAGUGGUUGUACUAUUGUUGAUAUCCCUGUUCCACCAGCUCUGUGCCAAUGCGAUUGUCCUGAGAAUCUCGGAAAACAAUCAUCGAUUCUACCUGGCAAAGACCCAAGAGACCUUUAAAUUUGCCGACUUGCAGCUUCUGCAAGCCCAACUGGAUGCAACCAACUGCCAAUAUGAAUGCGAGAGGCUUGUGUUGGAUGCCGCCACGGGAUCGACACUUCUACAACUGAAUUUUGAUUCCAGGAAUCCAGCAACGGUAUACGACCUCUUGCCACAGCAAUCUUCUGAAAAGAAUAAAGUUGAAGUGGACGACACUCUUCCACCUAGCUUGGCACGGUGCGAAUGGAUAGCAGAGGUCAUUGCUUUUGGAUCAAAUGCCAGCAAUUUGGUCAAAUCAUUGCAAGAACACAACAAUGGAAAAGGAAUCGCAAUAGAAAAUUGCACAGGUUGGGCCAUCGAUUACAUCCGAAUGGUUGAUAAAGAGGGCUCGGCAAACGACAUUCCCAAGCUGGGAUACACUUUGAAGCCGCUCCUCUGUGCAAUUGCUCAAAACAUUCGAGCCCCGGCAUCGUUGGAUGCCAGCUGUGCAUCCGAACAACUAGUUGCUAUCGAGACACUGCACCAUGGCAUAUACAUGGGUCGCAUCAUUUCACGUUCUGGCUCUCCUACCGGUACUGCUCACCUGUCCUGCUGGAGCAAGAGGCCUUUCCAGUACAGUUCUGCCAUUCACCCCGUGGUGGCUGAGAUCGUCAUUGAAAUGUUGUUUGAUCUAGUCGAACACCCGGUGGAACCGGACGGCGCUAUUCGUAUCCUCGAUCCAACGUGUGGUAGCGGUACCUUCCUGGCCUUUGCUCUGGCUUCCGGGAGACGAAGAGUCCACGUCGAAGGGUGGGAUGUCAACCCGCAGUGUGUACAAGGAACGAAGCAAAACCUUGGAUACUGCUUUGGAGAAGAUAGUGUCUCUUCAAGGUGUCGAGUGCGUGUAAGGGAUAGCUCUAUAGUGCCACUCGUCCAAGAGUCAGGAGACUUGCCGUUGAAGAUUGACUGUGUAGUUUCCAACCUGCCGUGGGGGCAGAAUACAAUUGACUACGUGGAUCAGAAUCUCAACAUUCUGAAAGCACUGAAGCGACAGCUGAAACCUGGAACUCCAUGCAUCUUCGUCCACAAGGAUGCACUCUUGUCCAACUCCAAGCCGCUGGCACGCCUGGGCUACAGCAUCAUCGGGGAAGCCACAGUGCCGCCACCGAAUUUUGCGCUUCCCAAAUCACGAAAGAAACGCACUUCUAGCAGCAAAGACGCGGAUGGUCCUACAAGCACAAGACCACAACGAAUCACAGUGACAAGAACUCUGUCUUGA
Molecule: messenger RNA, 1371 nt
Organism: Seminavis robusta
Lineage: Eukaryota; Bacillariophyta; Bacillariophyceae; Naviculales; Naviculaceae
Source: the annotation of a GenBank genome assembly